UGCCACAGCUCUGUGGAGCUGGCUAAUGUUUAAUGGCGUUUGUCCCCUGCCCUGUGGCUGUGCUCACACCUCCCUACACCCCUAUGUUGAUAGCCCGGCCCGUGACACGGUACAGCCACGCCGGGAGGCACUUCCUGUUACCGGGGGAGAGCCUCGCUGCCAGGGCCCUGGCUGGCCAGACGGAGCCGUUCCUGUGCCUGUGGAGACGGGACGGCGGCCAGGAGCCCGGCGGGACCCACGGCCUUCCUGCAGCCGUCCAGACAAAGUUCACCUGCCCCAGGAGGAGAGGAGGACCAUGCAGAGAUGGAGAGCAGCCGGAGAGGCGUCCUGGCUGUGCUGGGAGUCCUGGCUGGACUGGCAGCUUCCGGGUCCGGUUAUCAGAUUGUAGAAGGUCCCCAGAACGUCACGGUCCUGAAGGGCUCGGAGGCCCGCUUCAACUGCACGGUGUCGCCGGGCUGGAAGCUCAUCAUGUGGGCCCUGAACGGCGUGGUGGUGCUGAGCGUCACUCCGCGGGAGCCCAUCAUCACCAACGACCGCUUCACCUCCGCCAGCUACGACCGCGGCGGGGACUUCGUCUCCGAGAUGAUCAUCCACGAUGUGCAGCUCCGCGACGCGGGGCAGGUCCGCUGCAGCCUCCAGAGCAGCGACCUGGACGCCUCGGCCUUCCUGUCCGUCCAAGUCAUGGGAACCUUGAGCAUCCCUGGCGAUGACCUUGAGGUCACCGAGGAUGAGCCCUGUAAUGUCACCUGCCGAGCCCAGGGCUGGACCCCGCUCCCGGACAUUACUUGGAGGGUUGGCGUCCCUGCCAGCCAUUCCAGCUACUCCUCGUUCGCGGAGCCGGGGGCUGGUGGCGGUGUGGUGAGCGUCCUGGCGCUCCGGCCGCAGGGCAACGGGACGCUGACUUGCGUGGCUGCACUGAGGGCUCCGGAGGCCCGCACGGCCGUCACCGUGAACCUCACGGUGGUCCCGCCGUCCCCUGACGCUGUUGAUAAGCCAGGAGCCGCACUGCCCACCUGGGCCAUAGCUCUGCUGGCAGUCUCUCUGUCCCUGCUUUUGAUCCUGAUAAUUGUUCUGAUUAUAAUAUUCUGCUGCUGCUGCGUGUCUGGAAAAGACAAAAAAGAAUCUAGUUAUCAAAAUGAAAUAAGAAAAUCUGCAACUGCGAAGACAACCAGAGACGCUGUUGACAGCAAGCUAAAGAGGGGAAAUGAGAACUAUGGAUAUAGCUCGGAUGAGCCCAAGGCUGCACAGCUUGCUUCACUCCCUCCGAAGUCUGCCGAUCUCAGCGCCGUCCCGGAGCCGGGGGGCAGCCGCUCUCCUCCUCAGGAUCUCAGUAAGCCUCGGCCGGGCCGGGCGGGUCGUCCACAGGUUUCCUUUGACAUCACCAGUCCUCGGAAGGUCAGGAAUGUCACUUUAGUAUAAGAAUGAGUUCCUGUGCGGUCCGCUUGUGCUUGGGUGAAGAUUUACGCCGCCCUGACAUCUUUGUUCUUGCCAUCCUGAGACAAGACUUCAGCUCUGUCAACAUUCCCUGAAGAAGUCGGUUGGCGCGAUGGGAGCUAAUGCUAUUCAGUGACAGGAGGAAUCAGUUCCCCAAGUUCCAAGUAGAAUGUGGCUUUUAAGACUGUCAUGGUUUUAGUAAGCCCCUUAAAGUUACCGAGUAAAAACCUGCACCUUUAUCCUGGUGAUAUUUCUCGUCACCUAACACUCCUGCUUGCUAAUCCAGUAAGUGGUAGCUAUGUCUGUAUUCUACCAUGACUUAAAAAAAUGUUUUCAUUGCUCUCAAUCUUAUUAAGAUGAGAUUUAUAUCUGCAUAUUAUUAGUGAAGCAAGAAGAAAAAAAUUAGGCUCAAUCAGAACUCUCAGAUCGACUGGCAAAUCAGAGCUCCUUAGGUUGACAGUAAGAUGAAAUGUAAUGCUGCUACAUGCAUUCCUGUCUCACGAUUGGAUAUUGAGGAGAAAACAACACUUUGGUGGCUUCCUUGUCAGGCUUAUUUUUAUCUGAAAUGACUUAGCUGUGGGGACAAAGCUCACACACUACAAACAGAAGAACUGGAAAUGGGUAAUGCGUUCUUUAAUAAAUGCAAAAGGAAACACCCAAAA
Messenger RNA from Dipodomys spectabilis (banner-tailed kangaroo rat), 2096 nucleotides. RefSeq names its product immunoglobulin superfamily member 5 (gene Igsf5). Lineage: Eukaryota; Metazoa; Chordata; Mammalia; Rodentia; Heteromyidae. Bases 304 to 1419 code for a protein of 371 amino acids. The transcript has 9 exons. The record is from RefSeq and is a predicted model, not a curated record. Gene Ontology annotation, biological process: cell-cell adhesion.